AUGGGUCAACAAACAAGUAGAGAACACGCUCCAUUAACAUUUGGAUAUGUAAACCAAAAAUUAACAAUAUCUAAUGAAGAAGAGGAUGCUAUUAUUACCGAAAAAUUCGAACAAGAAAAGGAUUUCGUAUUAGCAAAUCCACACUUAUAUCAAUUACAAUCAACAUGUGAACAAUGUCAAAAAUUAUCUUCUUCACCAUCAAAUAAUGAACAAGUUGUUGUUUCUUUAAUAAAUGAAGCAUGUGCUAAAUGUAAAAAGCAGAAGCGUUUAUCAUUGGUUAGAAAAGACUUGGCAGAAGAUUUGGAAUAUAUCGACCAAACCUAUUAUCCCGACUUAAUUCAUUAUAACUCUGAAGAAGAUCCAAUGGAGCAAGAAUUACUAGAGUUUGAAACUGAUACCUCACAGCAACAGCAAUGGUCUCGAUUAACUAUUGGUGAAGCUACUACUAUUACCCCAAAAGGAAAACCAAGGAAAUUAACGGGUCUUUCAAUGGCUGUUGAUUUAUCAAAUAGAUCACUUGUAAAGCUUAGUCCAAGUAUAGGAUAUUUAGAUAAUUUAACAAAAUUAAAUCUUUCAAACAAUCAAAUGACAAGUUUACCAAGAGAAAUAGGUUAUCUUAAAAGCCUUCGAGUAUUGAAUAUAUCAAGCAAUUUUAUUGAAGAGAUACCUGAUACGAUUGCCUUCUUAACUAAAUUAAGGGCAUUUAAUGUGGCACAUAACAAGCUCGUUCAAUUACCUUCUUCUAUUGGUUAUUUACCAAAAUUAGCUAUUAUAGUUGCCAAUGAUAAUCAUCUAACUUCUCUUCCUCGUGAAUUCGUUCAUCUAGUAAAUCUUAUCUCUCUUAAUGUAUCUAAUAAUCCUCUCAAGACAUUACCUGCUGAAAUUGCUACUCUUAGUACAGUUAAAAGGUUACUAACAGAUAAUUGCCCUUUUGAAGAAGAAUAUACUUAUGAUUUACGACAUGACCCACCCUCCUUAUUUGAGAUUUGUGCUCGUAUUGCUGUACGCUCCGAGAUAAAUAUUCCAAAUCACUUUGCUGAUCAUAUCAAAGAAUACCUAUCUCGUGCUGAUACCUGUUCUUAUUGUAAAGGUCCCUUUUUUGAUAGUUGUGUAACACGUGUACGAUAUAUAGAAAGAAGAGCUAGACAGCCUAUUGCUUUACAGUAUACGCUUUGUUCAGCUCAUUGGUCUGAUGAAAAUGAUCGUUUACUUGCUAUGUUUUCUAAUCAACUUAAAACUAAGAAUAACAGUACACAUCGUAAUAUUGAUACAGAAGGUUUAAAUGAUAAUAUAACUCCUAGAAAUCGUCUUCGGCAUCGUGCUUAUAGUGACAGUACUUAUAAUUCGCAUAAUUUGGGUAACUUAUUAACUACACCUAUUAUAUCAUCCCCACUCUCUGGACGAUCAAAUGCAAAUUCUUUAGAUAAUUUAUCAUCUUCUUCUUCAAUACCCAUUUCAUUACUGAAAAGUCAACCUAAUUUACCUGCUCUUCCACAACAACAACAACAACAACAACAACAAGAAUCAGCAAUUCCUGGUUUAUCUCCUCCCUCUUCUUCAUUUUUGUCACCUAAUAUCAAAGGAAAUCGACCUCGUGCCUCUUCAGCAGCCUCCGUAACAAAACGACUUACUAACUUUAUUCGUUCUAACAGCAGUACAUCUCUUACAAGAACACGUAGCUCAAGUAAUUCUUCUUCAACUUCAACAUCAUCCUCGUCACGACUUAAAUAUCAAGAACAACCUAUUAACACUAUUUCUUCUUCGUCUAUAACAAUAACACCUCGUCAAUUAGAAGUAAAAGAAGGAGCUACUCCUACUCAAGGUUUACGUAAUUGGGCAGAUAGCAUUCAAACAGCAUCUAUGGCAGCAGCCAAGACAAUUGCAACUCAACAACAACAAAAUCAAAUUGAAAGCUAUUUUAUCUCAAAGAACAAUAACUAUCCUGUUAUAAUGCAUCAAACUGAAUUAUUAUCCUCGGAAACAUAA
Messenger RNA from Cokeromyces recurvatus, 1986 nucleotides. RefSeq lists its product as uncharacterized. Gene Ontology annotation, molecular function: protein binding. The coding region runs from base 1 to 1986 and encodes 661 amino acids. Lineage: Eukaryota; Fungi; Mucoromycota; Mucoromycetes; Mucorales; Mucoraceae. The transcript is spliced from 2 exons. The record is from RefSeq and is a predicted model, not a curated record.